Molecule: messenger RNA, 2153 nt
Organism: Panicum virgatum (switchgrass)
Lineage: Eukaryota; Viridiplantae; Streptophyta; Magnoliopsida; Poales; Poaceae
Product: probable WRKY transcription factor 32
Exons: 4
Coding region: 87-1790 (567 amino acids)
Biological process (GO): regulation of DNA-templated transcription
Molecular function (GO): sequence-specific DNA binding; DNA-binding transcription factor activity
Source: RefSeq, a predicted model, not a curated record
GUCAAAAAGCUCCCCCUCCUCUUCCCCUCACCCACCUCUCGAACUCUCCGGCCCUCCAAACCCUAGCUUUCCCCCACCUCCCCCCCAUGGCCGACGGCGAUCCGGCGAAGGCGCCGGCGCCGGACAGCGAGAAGCCUUCAGCCCCGGCGGCGGCGGUCGAGGUGGAGGAGACGCGGCGGCCGCCGCCGGCGCGCCCCGGGAGUCCGGUCGAGGAGAAGCGCCAGUCCCAGGUGGACGCGACGGCGGCCGAGGCAGUGACGCGCCCGCCGCCGAAGGACCCUGGGGCGCCGCCCGCUGAGAACCGGGAGAAAGAGGCGAAGGAGAGGAAAGAAGUGGAGAAGGGGAUGGGGGAUGAGACGAAGGAGAAGCGGGAGGAGGAGGAUAAGGGGAAGGAGGAGGCGAAGGAGGAGGCGGCGGCGAAAGAGAAGGCUGAGGCAAAGGGGAAGGUGAAGGUACAUGCGGUGGUGAAGGUGGAGGGGACGGAGAAGGAGGUCAAGCCGACCCGGCGGCCGGCCGGGGCCAGCGCGGAGACGUCCAUCCUCGCGGUGCCUGUGGUGGCCGUACCGUGCUUCAUAGCGCCUUCGGGGUUCGCGGGCCAAUUUGCAAUGACGCAUCAAGCAGCUUUGGCGAGUGUAACAGCACAGGCACAAAUGCACUUGCAAUCCCCAACCACAUCUACAUGUUCAGAAGCGCCGUCAAGUCCGUUUUAUAUAACACCAAGGUCUAUAGUGCCACUGCAGCAAUCACCAUCAACUGAAGGAAAUGUUUGUAGACAAUUAGCAGACAAGCCAUUUUCAUCGGAGCCAAAAUCACCCCACCUUGUAAAUAUGGUGGCUGAUGGCUUCAACUGGAGGAAAUAUGGCCAGAAGCAGGUGAAAAGUAGUGAUAAUUCCAGGAGCUACUAUAGAUGCACUAGCUCAGGUUGUUCGGCUAAAAAGAAGGUUGAGCAUUGCCCUGCUGGCCGUGUCGUGGAAAUCAUUUAUAGAGGGGCUCAUAAUCAUGAACCACCUCCAAAAACUAGAUUUGCAAAAGAAAAGGUGACUCCUAUUAGUGUUCCCUCUGGAGGUGAAACCUUGAGACUUGUGAAUACAGAAAUUCUAGAAUCCAGUACACCUACCUGCAAAUCGGACCAUUGUGCUGUCACAGAAACCUGUGAGCAGCAGCUCUUUUGCUCGAGUGAUUGCGAAGGUGAUGCUGGUAACAAAUCUGAAGAUGAACAUCCUAGUGAAGAACCCAUGCCGAAGCGAAGGGUGAUUGAAACGACUGCACCUAACUUAACCCCUGUUCUCAGAACUGUUAGAGAGCAAAAGAUAAUUGUGCAGGCUGGAAAGAUGAGUGAUGGAUACAGAUGGCGCAAGUACGGACAGAAAAUUGUUAAGGGAAAUCCAAACCCCAGGAGUUAUUAUCGUUGCACACAUGGUGGGUGCCCUGUCCGUAAGCAUGUGGAAAAGGCACCAGAUGAUGUCAACAAUAUUGUUGUAACUUAUGAAGGUAAACACAACCAUGAUGAACCAUUUAGAAGCAACAGCAUACCUGUGUCUGCUAUCAGUCCACCAACGGUAACCAUCGAACAACCCAACACAUCAACCACAACAGCAGAUGGGAAACCCCCAACCAUCACUCAGAAGGAUGCCAAUGGCGAGUCUGAUAAGGAAACUACUUUGGAAUUUGGAGGUGAGAAAGCACUUGAAUCUGCACAAACACUGCUCAGCAUCAAAACUAAUUCUGAUGACAUGAAGAACUCUGUCCUGAAAGAAACUUCUUCUGCAGUUCCUGUCCAAAACAGCUGAAUUCUGCUGAGAUAGGGUGAUUCUAUUGACGUAUUAGCCUGUGAUAUUUGUUGGUUGUCUGUUAUUGUGUUAGCUUGUGUAUGAGGUGAUGUUUGCGUUCGGCAUUCUGUGGAGCACUGGAGGAAAAUUUGAGGAAACAUUUAGGUUCUGGAACCCAUGACUGGUCGUGUACCUGUAUAGAUUUUUAAUCCUUAGUGUGUAUAGGUACUGUAUUUCUUACCUGACGCUAAGCAACAAAGAGACCCAAUGAGACCUGAUGAGAGUUCUUCAGAAAUUGUGUGCUGUAUUGUUCAAGUUCCAUUUAUUGCAUAGCUGAUCUGAGAUAUGGUUUAUUUAUUCAUCAGUAUGACAGUAAAGUUGUAA